Nannospalax galili (Upper Galilee mountains blind mole rat) is the source of this 1502-nucleotide messenger RNA. It is a transcript of the gene Marcksl1, whose product is annotated as MARCKS like 1. The coding region runs from base 1 to 765 and encodes 254 amino acids. Gene Ontology annotation, molecular function: calmodulin binding; actin filament binding. Gene Ontology annotation, cellular component: plasma membrane; cytoplasm. The record is from RefSeq and is a predicted model, not a curated record. The transcript is spliced from 2 exons. Gene Ontology annotation, biological process: central nervous system development; actin filament organization. Lineage: Eukaryota; Metazoa; Chordata; Mammalia; Rodentia; Spalacidae.
AUGCCGGCUGCACGGUUCGCCCGGCCGGGAUCCGCGACCUGGAGAGGUUCUGCGCGGAAUGAAGAGCGCGCCCUGGGGGAGGGGGUGGGGGUCCCGGACCCCUGCGCCUCCUGCUGGCUGUGGGCGUCCCAGCGCGCCCAAGAGGGGCGAGGGCGAGACCCUGGUGGUGGACUCCACCGCCUGCCUGGGACCCGCGAGGGGAGAGGGAGAAGAGCCCCAGCCCUCACUGCUAUCUCCUCUGCCCUGCAGGAGAAUGGCCACGUGAAAACCAAUGGAGACUUGUCCCCCAAGGGGGAGGGGGAGUCGCCCCCCCUGGACGGAACAGAUGAAGCAGCUGGGGCCACUGGCGAUGCCAUCGAGCCAGCACCCCCUAGCCAGGGAGCUGAAGCCAAGGGAGAGGUCCCCCCCAAGGAGACCCCCAAGAAGAAGAAGAAAUUCUCUUUCAAGAAGCCUUUCAAAUUGAGCGGCCUGUCCUUCAAGAGAAAUCGGAAGGAGGGUGGGGGUGAUUCUUCUGCCUCCUCGCCCACAGAGGAAGAGCAGGAGCAGGGGGAGAUCAGCGCCUGCAGCGACGAGGGCACUGCCCAGGAAGGGAAAACUGCUGCCACCCCUGACAGCCAGGAGCCCCAAGCCAAGGGGGCAGAGGCUAGUGCUGCUUCCAAGGGAGGAGACACAGAAGAGGAGGCAGGGCCCCAGGCUGCAGAGCCGUCCACUCCCUCUGGGCCAGAGAGUGGCCCUGCCUCUGCCAGCGCUGAGCAGAUCGAGUAGCUGGGUGGGGGCAGGUGGGUGAUCUCUAAGCUGCCAAAAACUGUGCUGUCCUUGUGAGGUCACUGCCUGGACCUGGUGCCCUGGCUGCCUUCCUGUGCCCAGAAAGGGGCUUGUUGCCCUCUCCCAGCCACGUCCCCCUCCUCUCCCUCCUGUGGAUUCUCCUAUCAGCCAUCUGGUCUUCCUCUCAAGGCCAGUUGAAGAUGAUCCCCUGCGGUUUCCCAAGUUAGGUUAGUGAUGUGAAAUGCUCCUGUCCCCACCCUCCCUGUCCCCACUCCUACCCAAGGCAAUUGCUGGUUUUCUUCCCAAUUCUUUUCCCAAGUAGGUUUUGUUUCUCCUACUCUCCAAACCCCUGAGCCAGAAGUGGGGUGCUCCCAAACCCUGAGUUUCCAGCCUUCCCCCUGUUGAGUUUAGUCUCUUGUGCUGUGCCUAGUGGCACCUGGGCUGGGGAGGACAUUGCCCCCGUCUAGGUUUUUAUAAAUGUCUUACUCAAGUUCAAACCUCCAGCUUGUGAAUCAACUGUCUCUUUUCUGACCUGGUAAGCAAGUAUUAGGCUUGGGGUGGGAGGGAGGUCUGUAAUGUGAAACAACUUCUGUCUUUUUCUCCCGGUGUUGUAAAUAACUUUUAAUGGCCAAAACCCCAGAUUUGUACUUUUUGUUUUUUUUUCUAAUUGCUAAAACCAUUUUCUUCCACCUGGAUUUACUGUAACAUUUGGAAAAGGAAUAAAUGUUGCCCCUUUA